CCACCUGCUGCACUCACUCCAUUCAUUCUCAGCAAUCCAAUUUAUAGAUACAGAUUUUCCCUGUCUCUAUUUCCCUCUUGAUUCUUCCAUCAUUAUCUCUUCAGAUGGCUCGUACUAAGCAGACUGCUCGCAAGUCCACCGGAGGCAAGGCCCCGAGGAAGCAGCUGGCCACCAAGGCCGCCAGGAAGUCCGCCCCCGCCACCGGUGGAGUCAAGAAGCCUCACCGCUUCCGCCCUGGAACCGUUGCACUCCGUGAGAUCCGCAAGUACCAGAAAUCCACUGAGCUUCUGAUCCGGAAACUGCCCUUCCAGAGGCUGGUUCGAGAAAUUGCUCAGGACUUCAAGACUGAUCUGAGGUUCCAGAGCUCCGCCGUGGCUGCGCUGCAGGAGGCGGCGGAGGCGUAUUUGGUUGGGCUGUUUGAGGAUACCAACCUCUGUGCUAUUCACGCUAAGAGAGUUACUAUCAUGCCUAAGGAUAUUCAACUUGCUAGGAGGAUUAGAGGCGAGAGGGCUUAGAUGAACUGACAUCUGUUAAGACACGGGUUUGGGUCAGUUUGAUGGGUUUACUUCCGGGUUGUUUGUGAUGUUAGGCCACGCAGUCGGGUUGAUCGUGUACAUUUGUUCUGCUGUAGUUUCUUUUAGUCAGUAAACCUCUGGUUUAAGUAGCUUUAUGAAUUUCAAUCUCAAUUAAAUCUGGUUUCAAUUGAAUUUUCAAAGUGUUAGACGAUUUUUCCUGUUAUCUUUCACUGAUAUUAACUUUUUUGUUCA
This is a messenger RNA of Sesamum indicum (sesame), 767 nucleotides long. Its product is annotated as histone H3.2. Gene Ontology annotation, cellular component: nucleosome. NCBI's taxonomy places the organism in Eukaryota, Viridiplantae, Streptophyta, Magnoliopsida, Lamiales, Pedaliaceae. Gene Ontology annotation, molecular function: protein heterodimerization activity; DNA binding; structural constituent of chromatin. The record is from RefSeq and is a predicted model, not a curated record.